Molecule: messenger RNA, 871 nt
Organism: Botrytis cinerea B05.10
Lineage: Eukaryota; Fungi; Ascomycota; Leotiomycetes; Helotiales; Sclerotiniaceae
Exons: 3
Coding region: 39-641 (200 amino acids)
Biological process (GO): formation of translation preinitiation complex
Molecular function (GO): RNA binding
Source: RefSeq, a predicted model, not a curated record
GUCACAAACAUCACAAUACUACCAGAAUCAUAUCCAAGAUGUUUAAGAAAGAUAUAUCCCCCGGCUCCAAAAGCAAGGUCAAGUCCUCUGUCCAACGCGCUAUCAGAACUCAACUGGUCACCACAUAUCCGUUAUUAGCCCCUCAUAUUGAUGAGAUAAUACCGAAGAAAGAGCAGCUGGAUGCUAUGAAAAUUCCAGAUAGAGUAACUCUCUACUUGAUUGGCACCACACCUCUAUUCUUUCAACACAUGACCGAUGCUCUCCUACCCCAUCUCAAACUCGUUCAUCGAUUCCCUACCUGCUUCCCAAGUCUACGUAUCGAUCGCGGCGCCAUUCGAUUCGUUCUUUCGGGAGCUACCCUAAUGGCUCCAGGUCUCACAUCUACAGGUGGCAGAUUGCCCAAUGGAAAUAAGGAAGAAGAGGGUGUAUAUGGAGAGACUGGAGAGGGAGAAGGAUGGUACGGAGGAAGAGAAUUGGAAACUGGUGAACCGGUAGUUAUCUGUGCAGAAGGCAAAGAGGAGGCUUGUGCGGUGGGACUUUUGAGUAUGGGAACGAAGGAUGUCAAGGAGAAGGGAAAGGGACCCGUGGUAGAAGAUGCACAUUACUUGGGAGAUGGAUUAUGGAGAUUAAGUACCGAUUGAAUUGUUGGAGUAAAUUGAUCGCUAUAUAAAACGACUUUUUUGAUCUAGUUGCGGAUUCUACGAAAUAUCAUACCAAGGUUGAAUUGGGUGGCGAUUUGACUAAUAGAAUAUACCUUUGCAUUUCUAUAUGAGUAUCUCCCUCUAUAUAGUUACUAUCGGGUCUGGAGAUGUUUGAUACCGCAGCCAAGAUGCAUUAUGACAAAUAUUCAUCUCGAUAUCUUCUCUACCCA